Messenger RNA from Spathaspora passalidarum NRRL Y-27907, 753 nucleotides. RefSeq lists its product as uncharacterized. The record is from RefSeq and is a predicted model, not a curated record. The transcript has a single exon. NCBI's taxonomy places the organism in Eukaryota, Fungi, Ascomycota, Pichiomycetes, Serinales, Debaryomycetaceae. The coding region runs from base 41 to 724 and encodes 227 amino acids.
AUCAUCAUCAUAAUCAUACAAUAACAAACACACAAAUAAAAUGUUCAAUCGCAGAAGAAGAAGAGGAAUGCUCAUGGGUGUCGGCGGUGUCGCCUUAGGUGCAAUGGCUGCUAAUGCCAUCAUGAAUAAACGUCAACCAGCACAAGCCCAAUCUCAGCCAGUACAACAGCAACAACCACCACCACAACAACAACAACAACACCACCACCACCACCACCAACCACAACAUCAUUCACAACCACCAGCUCCACAACACUAUCACCAACAACCCGCUCCACAACACUAUCACCAACCACCCGCUCAACAACAACCCCACCCUCACCACACAUACUACCAAGAACCAUACCAAGGAUACCACUCACAGUACCACUAUGACCACGUCCAUCAUAGUCCAAACUCCCGUCCACCAACUCCACAUCCACAAGUGUUCUCAUACGAGCAACAACACGACGCAAACUAUUUCGCUCAUCCUCAUCAUGCUGGUCAUGGUACCUCCGCCCCUCCUCCAAAACCACCUCGCCCUUCCGCAGAAAGGCACCCCAGUUUACACCAGCACUAUCAAAACGUACACGAAGAAAGACAGCAGUAUCGCUUGGUUCAUGGCUUGCCUCCUCCAGUUCCACCAAAGUGUGAACGUGUAAAACGGUGGGUCCCCAUGGAAAAGGUCAGUGAGGAUAAUGGUUGGACCAGCGAAAAGGUGGCUCCACCUGCUUAUCAAGCUUAGUUUAUAGGAAUAAAUAUCAUUGCAUUUAC